Messenger RNA from Lolium rigidum, 1379 nucleotides. Its product is annotated as putative protein TPRXL. The transcript is spliced from 5 exons. Gene Ontology annotation, biological process: female meiotic nuclear division; male meiotic nuclear division. The record is from RefSeq and is a predicted model, not a curated record. The coding region runs from base 42 to 1103 and encodes 353 amino acids. NCBI's taxonomy places the organism in Eukaryota, Viridiplantae, Streptophyta, Magnoliopsida, Poales, Poaceae.
CUCAUAGGCAUACAGGGGAGUGGCACGGGCUCAUCAUCGCCAUGGAGACAGUCCAGGAAAGAGAGCUGCUGCAGCUGCAGCUGCAGGGCUGGCCUUCUUUCCACGCCAUGCCGGCCAGCUUCGACGCCGGCAGCGGCUACACCUACAGCGGCAGCAGCAUCAGCAGCGUCGGCGGCAACGGGUUCCUGCUCGGAUGGGAGCCUCCGUUCGGGUGCUUCGUCGCCGCCGACGCGCAGCUCCACGACCUCUUCCCCCUCUGCGUGGAGUCCCUGCCGGUGCCGCCGGCCGCGACGUCGACGGCCCACCCGACUGAGGCGUCGCACGGCGCGGCGGCGACGCCCACCGGGGAGCUCGGCGACUUCUUCCUGGUACGCAAGCAGAACCUAUCCUUAUCCCCCAAUUUCUGGAACGCCACCGGCGCCUACGACGAACAGCCGGUCGCCAUCAGUUCCAGCUGCGUCCUGCAGCAGCUGGAGCACGAGAAGGGCAGCGCUGCCACGGCCACCACCAGCAACCCAUUCCUAUACGAUGAUGACGACGACGAUCCUCUGGGCUCGAUCUUCUCCAAGAGGCCCACAUUGCCAACGGUGCCCGUGUUCCCGGCCCCGGCGGAGGAGCAGCCUCUCCUGAGUUCCUCCUCCUCCAGCAGCCACGGCGACGCGGGCCCACACGGCAGCGACGGCGGCGGGGGCCAGACGCAGGACGCCUCCACCAACUCCGGGCCAAGUGGCGCGCCGGCCCCGCCUCCCUGUUCCUCCUCGUUGAAACGCGCGACACCGGAAGCGUCGGAGUCGACGGAGGCGGAGUGCAGCCAGAGCGGCGGCGGGAAGCGGCCGAAGACGGAGGCGACGACGCGAGUGCUGUGCCCGUUCGCGGUGCUGAAGCCCGACGGGCUCGACGGCGGCGCCACGCUGGCGGACAUCAACGCGCGCAUCCUCAUGCGCCCGGCGCGGCCCGUGCGCCACCCCGUCGGCGAGUACGCAUGCGCGCCGCGCGCGCUGGCCGUCGACGUGCCCGGCAUCUCCGGCAGGGCCGUCUCUGGGUUCGCCAGGCUGCACACAGCAGGACGAGGCACCAUUACCAUCAUGAGGACAAGAGGGUAGCUCGCGAACGCAUGCAUCAUCAUUGCUGAAUAGCUCUCUAGUAACGGUACCCAUGGAUGAUGAUGGUUGAGGACGACGAUGUAGAUUAGCCCGGCGAGGCGGCGAUGUGGUAAAUUAGCUAGAUGCUCUCUAGCUAGUACCGCAUCCUCAAGUUCCAAUGCCAUGUAAUUAUAUGCUCGAUUAGCAUAAGUAAGGAAUGAAUAAAAUUCUUCCUUUUCUUGUAUUGAUCUUUUCCUCAGAGGCUCUGAUGAAGAAAGAUUUCCUCGGAUCGUCGCU